This is a messenger RNA of Kalmanozyma brasiliensis GHG001, 3270 nucleotides long. RefSeq names its product ABC transporter, transmembrane domain protein. Gene Ontology annotation, molecular function: ABC-type transporter activity; ATP hydrolysis activity; ATP binding. The transcript has a single exon. Bases 1 to 3270 code for a protein of 1089 amino acids. The record is from RefSeq and is a predicted model, not a curated record. Gene Ontology annotation, cellular component: membrane. Gene Ontology annotation, biological process: transmembrane transport. NCBI's taxonomy places the organism in Eukaryota, Fungi, Basidiomycota, Ustilaginomycetes, Ustilaginales.
AUGUCAGCGCUGGGCUCUUCACCAUUCGCGCUACUCGCAACGACAACCGACGUCAACUAUGAGCUGGCUCUCCUCAGCCUCCGAAUCCUCCAGCCAUUCGCCAUUCUCCUCAUUGCCCUCGUUUCGGUUCUGCUCGAUCCUGCAAAACAAUUUCUGGCUCGCCGCUUGCAUUCGCAACGAUCCGACUACGAACAGCUGCGCGCGGAGGCAAGUCGCGAAGAUGAUGACGACGCACCACAGCCAACACCCGUCAUCGUGCCAGUUCGAUCACGCCGCCGUCUCUUGACGCAGUCCGCUCAGCUCGGCCUAGCUGCCACCUUCUUCAUCUCAGGCGUCCUCAUCAUUCUUCGAGCCGUGCUGCCUCCCAAAGAAUGGCAGCCCGAUCUCUACCUCUGGGCCGCCGUCGACGUGCAAGCUCUCGGCGGUCUGCUGGCAUGGGGCUCGAUAGUCAUUGCUGCACUGUGGGAGGAAAAGGUGCGAGGCAGGGGCAAGUACGGCAGAGGCAAGUCGGCUUGGUCCCUCACCGUGGGCGCCAUCGCCGAUAUCUUGCUUCUCGUCUUCUACAUGAUUCCCAAGGAGCGUCGAGACCUUCCUUCCACCAGUCCGUGGUCCAUCGCCCAACUCGGACUCAUCAUCCUCCGACUCUUGCUUCUCUAUCCCGUGCUCAUCCUCGCCUUGUCAUGGGACCGUGUUCGCUUCGUGCGUGCUGCCGAGCUGGCCAACGAGGCUGCCACCAGCGGUCCCUCUUCUUCUUCUGCGCAGCCACGCUCGGCGCCGACCACGAACAGCGAGUCGACCGGCCUUCUCCAAGCUCCAGGCUCCUCUGCCACCCCUUCGUACGGCGCUACUAGCACCACCGUCAACGUCAACGGCAACGCAAAGCAAAAGUCGGCUGCCAACUCGGGUACACAGACGCCCAACCGCGAUCCAAAUGCCUCUAUGGGUCUCACCGUCGCUGCAGUACCGCCGCCCCCCACCUUUAAGGUCUUCCUCUACCGCAUCAAAUUCCUCUUCCCUUACCUCUGGCCUUCCAAGUCGCUCCGCCUACAGCUCAUUGCGGUCGCCUGCGUCAUCCUUCUCUUUGCAGCGCGCGUCGUCAACUUCUUCACCCCACUCGCCCUCGGUAAGCUCGUCGAAGACCUUUCCACCGGCGCCUCGCCCUGGUGGGACGUCGUCCUCUACUCUGGCCUCAAGAUGCUGCAAGGCUCCGGAAGCUUGCUCAGCGUUUUGCAGAACAUCCUCUGGGUGCCCGUGGAGCAGUACUCGGACCGCAUGAUGAGCAUGAUGGCCUUCGAGCAUCUGCUCAACCUCAGCAUGUCCUUUCACACCAAGAAGAAGACCGGCGAGGUGCUGCGGAUCCUCGAUCGUGGCAGCGCCAUCAACAAUUUCUUCCAGUACCUCCUCUUCAGCCUGCUUCCCGUCUUUAUCGACAUCUUUGUCGCCAUGUUCUACAUGACGCGCACCUACAGCCCCGCCAUCGGCAUUGCGCUCUUUGUGGUCAUGGUCGCGUACACGUGGGUCAGCGUCCAGCUCACCACCUGGAGGACGGGACUUCGCCGAGCUAUGAACAACAAGGACUCGAUCUGCCGCGCCAUCUCAGCCGAUGUGCUCAUGAACUGGGAGACCGUCAAGUGCUACUCGAACGAAUCGUACGAGGCCGAGCGCUUCCGCAGUGCUCUGCAGGAAUACCAAAAGACCGAAUUCAAGGUGAUCGGCAGUCUCAACAUGCUCAACAUGGUGCAGAACCUCAUCCUGUCUUUCGGUACGCUCUUCACCAUCAUGCUUGCCGCUGGCAGUGUCGUGCGCGGCGAGACGACCAGCUCGCAGUUUGUCGUCUUUGUCACCUACCUCCAGCAAGUCUACUCGCCCUUGUCCAUGCUCGGCACUCUAUACCGCGUGGUGCAGCAGAACCUCGUCGACACCGACAAGCUCAUGACGCUGCUCGAGGAGAAGACGGAAGUCAAGGAUCUGCCGGAUGCCAAGGACCUCGUCGUCACGGAUGGUAUCAUCGAAUUCCAGGACGUGCGUUUCUCGUACGACGGCAAGGUGGAGGCGCUCAAGGGAUUGAGUUUCAAGAUCGACCGUCAUUCGAGCGUGGCCCUGGUCGGCGAAUCUGGUGCAGGCAAGUCAUCGGUUCUGCGUCUGCUCUACCGCUUCUACGACAUACAAUCCGGACGAAUCCUCAUCGAUGGUCAAGACAUCCGCCAUGUGACGCAGCGAUCGCUCCGACGUGCCAUCGGUGUCGUGCCGCAAGAGCCUUCGCUGUUCAACAACGACAUCCGCACCAACAUCCUGUACGGCGACACCAAGGCAUCAGACGAGGCAGUCGAGGCUGCAGCCCUCGCUGCUCAGAUCCACGACCGCAUCCAGGGCUUCCCGGAUGGCUACGGCACUGUCGUCGGCGAGCGCGGUGUCCGUCUGUCCGGUGGUGAGAAGCAACGUGUCGCCAUCGCGCGGACCAUCCUCAAGAACCCUCCCAUCUUGCUGCUCGAUGAAGCAACAUCGGCACUUGACAGCCAGACAGAGCGUCAAUUGCAGUCGGCGCUGAACAAUCUCAUGCAGGGCCGAUCCAGCCUGACCAUCGCACAUCGUCUCUCCACCAUCAUCAACUGCGACACCAUCAUCGUCAUGGACGCGGGUCGUGUGGUCGAGGUCGGCUCGCAUGCCGACCUGAUCGCACGCGAGGGACUGUACAGCAAGAUGUGGGAGCAGCAGAUCAAGACGCAGAAGGAGCAGGAGGCGGCAGCGGCGGCUCAGGAGGCGAGUCGCGAGGUCAAGGUCGAGGCUGAAGCCAAGAAGGAAGACGUAAAGUCGGUGGAGGCGCAGCCGGGUCUGCUUGGCAUUGUUCCGCCUGCCGUCACUGGCGAGCCAGAGAACCCGAUUCAAGGCGUUGAGCAGGCGCCGAAUGGCAGCAACAGCAGUACUGCGGCGGAUGCAGAGUCGUCCUCCACAGCAGCGAACAGCGGAUCGGAAGCAGCGCCCGAGCAGACCGAGAUCCAGGCCGCUGCCGAGCUGGCUCAGAAGACGCAGCCAGACGCCUCGUCGAAUCAGGAAGCAAAAGGCAACAAGGACCAUCUCAUGGUCGAGUCGGCGCCGACGCCGGCGAGCAUGAGCCGCAGCGGGUCGGAGUCGGUGCAGGACGACUCGCCCUCGGGGUCGGACCUGGCAAACAGCGGUACACUCAGCAAGGACGAUAAGAAGAGGCAAGCGAACCGCAAGAAGAAUGCCAAGCGUAGGGAGAAGGAGAAGCAGAAGAGGUCGAGCGACUGA